This is a messenger RNA of Trichomonas vaginalis G3, 555 nucleotides long. RefSeq names its product organellar and viral DNA polymerase type B. The record is from RefSeq and is a predicted model, not a curated record. The annotation marks the transcript as partial. NCBI's taxonomy places the organism in Eukaryota, Parabasalia, Trichomonadida, Trichomonadidae. The transcript has a single exon.
AUGAGUAUAGCUGCAUAUGCGUAUGAAGCUGACAGAGCUAAACGUUUAUAUUUUGGUCAAUACUCUCUCACACUUACUGACAAAUAUAUUGUUAUCAGUGAUGGAAAUACCGAGAAAUACAUAACAUGGAAGGACUAUGAAAAGUUUGACCCUAUUUUAACUCCAUGUACAAUGCCAUUCAUUGUAAAUGGUGAAGUUGUCAUGAAGAACGACACAACAGUAUAUAAGUCUGUAUAUGAAGCAUUAGAAUAUAUGUUGAAUUAUAAUCCCGAAAGAUUUGACCCAAGCACUACACCAUGUGCAAUGCCUUUUAUUAAGGACGGUGAAAUCGUAAGAGUUCCGGAUUCAACGGUUUAUACUGCUGUUCAAAACAGUUUACAAAACAUUUUAGCGAAUAUCUUUAAUUCAGAAACUACAGAAAUAAAAUUACCAUAUAUAACAGAUGCUAAAGAAAUUAAAUCAAAAACGACAACAUUAUUUACGUCACUUAAUGAUUUAAUGACUUAUAUCAUUAAUAUUCCUGCACCAACUACAGCAUUUGAUCCAAACUCGACG